GGUUACGGUUUUGACGCAUCAUGGAGCCUGCACCUCGCAGCAUCUCUGUGCACAAUUUCAGUGAGAGGUUCAGUGAGCAGACUGUCCAUUUCCAUGUGAUGGCCAUGCAGGACUGCUUCUUCCUCUGGGUCGGAAUAUCAGCCACACUCAGCAAUAUGGCUGUAGCUAUGGGCAGCAGAUUUGACACAGUCCCAUUAUCUACAUUGCUCCUUGGCGAUAAAUCAGACACCACUUCAUGCUCCUUUGCACAGAGAUUAGCCAAGAAGACUACAAAACAGGUAUUUGCCAGCAUCAAUAUCCCAAAUAAUGACAGCCAACUCAUGUUGCGGAUAGAGAAACGGAUCAAAGAGGAAAUGGAAGCCUUUCCUGAUAAAUUUUGAUUGUCACUUUGCCGUUUGUGAAAGGAAGGCCUCGAUAUUGCAAUUUUCUCUGUGGUGGUUUGGAUUCCAAAGCAGUAGACGUUGGUCAGAUCCAAUAGAAACCACAAAGUUGAGCUGACUGUAACAAUGUAUACUGUUUCCCCCAGAAAGGGCUGUAAAACACAGGAAAGACCAGAAGUAGCCAAGAUCUGACUAAUUUAAUCCCUAUUUAAGUGUAUGGGAGAUCAUACUUUUCCUCUGGGAAUGUUUCUAAAUACAGUCUCGUUAAUCACUCAUAACAGUUUGACUUAAGAGACAAGAUUUUUUUUAAAUAUAUUUUAAUAAAGAAUUGUUCAAAUGAA
Messenger RNA from Pelobates fuscus (common spadefoot toad), 721 nucleotides. It is a transcript of the gene PSMG4, whose product is annotated as proteasome assembly chaperone 4. NCBI's taxonomy places the organism in Eukaryota, Metazoa, Chordata, Amphibia, Anura, Pelobatidae. The record is from RefSeq and is a predicted model, not a curated record. The transcript is spliced from 3 exons. Gene Ontology annotation, biological process: proteasome assembly. The coding region runs from base 21 to 380 and encodes 119 amino acids.